UCAUGCAGUGAACUCUCCUUCAGCUUGCUUGGGUCCUUUACUUGUUUAUGUUUUGGUGUUAAUCUUUUUGUAUUUUUAGUUUGCUUGAGUGCCAUCAAUUUUUCAUUUUCGAUGUACUAUUUUGGAUAAUGAUUAACCUUGAUAACUUGAUUAAUAAUGCAAGUUAACAAUAAACCUCCCGUCAGCAGUAACCAGUGCAUUAUCAAUAAACCAAUAAAAUGUGUUGUGGUUGGUGAUGGUACUGUCGGUAAAACUUGCCUUUUAAUUAGUUAUACAACCGAGGAAUUUCCUGGUGAAUAUGUUCCAACUGUAUUUGACAAUUAUUCGGCUACACUUGUAUUCGAGGGAAUGACCAUCACUCUAGGAUUAUGGGAUACUGCUGGCCAAGAAGAUUAUGAUAGACUUCGACCCUUAAGUUAUCCACAAACAGAUGUUUUCAUCAUUUGUUAUUCCGUUGUGUCACCUUCCUCAUUUGACAAUAUCCUAACCAAAUGGUAUCCUGAAAUAAGACAUCAUUGUCCGGAUACACCAAUACUUCUCGUUGGGACCAAAAUAGAUCUAAGAGAGGAUAAUGAAACUCUUAACUAUCUCAGCUCUCAAGGGCUCGCACCAAUCAAACGUGAACAAGGUAUAAAAAUGGCCUCAAAGAUUCGAGCUUAUAAAUACCUUGAAUGUUCAGCGUUAACUCAAAGAGGUGUCAAACAAGUCUUCGAUGAAGCUGUUCGAGCAAUUCUUAAACCUUUAGCCUCUCAUCCUUACCACAACAACAAAAAACUGUGUAACCUUAUGUGAUCUCUCUAUUUAAUCUUUUAAUCAUUCUACAACUUUUACGGAAAUAUCUCGUCUUGAAAUCUCAGAUAAUCAAUUUAACUCUCAUUGUCAACUUUUAUGUCAAUUUUUACCAUUUCUUCUCCCCAAGUCACACCAGUCAUUAUUUUAUCUUGAUUUAUGCUUAUUUGUACAAUAGGAAUUAUACUUAUAAAUAUGCAUUUUAUUCAAUUCCUUGA
Molecule: messenger RNA, 1007 nt
Organism: Tetranychus urticae (two-spotted spider mite)
Lineage: Eukaryota; Metazoa; Arthropoda; Arachnida; Trombidiformes; Tetranychidae
Gene: Mtl
Product: Rac family small GTPase Mtl
Biological process (GO): small GTPase-mediated signal transduction
Molecular function (GO): GTP binding; GTPase activity
Source: RefSeq, a predicted model, not a curated record